CAUUCAUAUUGGGGAGCCGAAAUGAGGCGGGUGGAGAGCGACACGUCACUGCAGACGCUCUGCUUCACACGAUGAUCAUCCUCAAACCAUCGUCGGCGACAUACAUUGUCCGCGAUCCGGAUUGCAGUCACCCUCAUGGAUGUAUACUUGUCGGAGUAGGUAGGUGCCAAAAUCUUCUUUCAUUGCUUCAGCAUUUGCGUUAUUCUCUCGUGCGCACAACGGAGAAAGAGCAGCUAGACGGAGGCGGCCAAGUAGAAGAGCCAAGAAACUGAUGGCGGGAGCCGAGAGCGCGCGGCCGGCGCCUCCGGUGCUGCCGUGGACGGUGCGGCUCCAGGUGCUCGCGCUCGGGGCCUUCUGCGACCUCUCGCAGCGCCGCGACGGCACCGUGAACCGCUUCCUCUUCUCCCUCGCCGACCGCCUGACCCCGGCGAGGCCGCGCCCGAACGCGCUCGGCGUCCGCUCUGCCGACGUCGUCGUCGACGCCCACAGAAACCUCUGGGCGCGCGUCUUCUCCACGUCCGCGGGUAAACCCGAGGCGGCGCCGCUCCCGGUCGUCGUGUACUGUCACGGUGGCGGCUUCGCGCUGCUCUCCGCUGCGUCCGCGCCCCUGGACGCGAUGUGCCGCCGCUUCUGCCGCGAGCUGGGCGCCGUGGUCGUCUCCGUCAACUACCGCCUGGCGCCCGAGCACCGCUACCCCGCUGCCUACGAUGACUGCGCGGACGUGCUCAGCUACCUUGGCACCGCUGGCCUCCCUGCCGACAUCGGAACAUUUUCUCCUUUUCUCCUUUUCUCCUUUUAUUCUCUUUUCGCCUUUUAUUCUCUUUAGUUCGCGGAACAUUUUAUUUUCUUGUUCUUUUUCGUAAAUGAUCAAUUUUUUUAAAAAAAUUGAUGAACUUUUAAAAUUCAAUGAA
Molecule: messenger RNA, 911 nt
Organism: Triticum urartu
Lineage: Eukaryota; Viridiplantae; Streptophyta; Magnoliopsida; Poales; Poaceae
Source: RefSeq, a predicted model, not a curated record